AUGAGGUCAGAACUUGCUGAAUCGGUACAUAUUCUUUAUCAGAAAUUUGAUGAAAACAAGUUGAAUGUUUCAGAUGAUUGUGAACCUAAGCUUGAUGUUUUCAGUGAACCUCUUGAACCCCUCAAACCAAAUUCAUACUUGUUGUCCAAUGCUGUUGAAGCAAAUGUUGAAAAGGAGUAUGAAGUUAGUGAGUUUUCCAUCGUAGAGAAAGGUAUGGAAUUGUCCUUUGAGGAGCAGGUGAAAUCAGAAGAAAAAGCUGUUGAUGGUUCUGGAGUAGAGAAUCUUGCUGGCAGCACUGACGAGGUAGCCCUUGUAGGGGACACCAAGCUUCAUCCCCCAGUUGAAGUUGAGGAAAUUGGCAGUCACAGAAAUGAGCUUGUGGUGACCAAGUGCAAGUCCGAAGAGAAUGAUAUAUGCACCAAAGAAUCACUUAUGAAAGAUUUGGAGUCAGCAUUGGCUAGUGUGUCAGAUUUGGUAAAAGAAGGAUCGGAUUCCCAAGAAGAUGAAAGUGAAAUUUCAAACCAAGAGAAUUACUUGAUGGGAAAAUCAAAUUGUGAAGGGCUUCGGAAGGGCAAGUCACUUAGCUUGGACGAUGCUACUGAAUCUGUUGCUAGUGAGUUCCUGGACCUGCUGGGGAUAGAGCAUAGUCCAUUUGGCUUGAGUUCUGAGAGUGAGCCCGAGUCCCCAAGAGAACGUCUGUUGAGACAAUUUGAGAAGGAUACCCUAGCCAGUGGGUUUUCCUUAUUCAACUUUGAUAUUGAUGGUGAGCAGGCAGAAUUUGGUUACGAAGAUCCAACUGGGUCUGGGUGGGGGACCAUCUCUGAAGACUUCUAUAACUCAUCAAUGGCCCUAGCUUCUGAGAAAAUGCCUACAGUAGCAACAGAAGCAAUGAGGGACAGAACAAGGGCUUUAAUGUUAGAGGAAUUGGAGACAGAGGCUUUGAUGCGUGAGUCGGGCUUGAAUGAGCAGGCUUUUCAGCGUUCUCUGUCUAACAGCUCUGGUGGGUUUGGAAGCCCAAUUGAUUUACGCACUGAAGAUCCUCUCCAGCUGCCUUCCCUUGGAGAAGGCUUAGGUCCAUUUGUUCAGACUAAGAACGGAGGAUUUUUGCGGUCGAUGAAUCCUGCACUUUUUAGCAAUGCCAAAAAUGGGGGAAGCUUGAUUAUGCAGGUAUCUAGUCCAGUCGUUGUACCUGCAGAGAUGGGUUCUGGUAUAAUGGAGAUACUGCAGCAAUUGACUUCAGUUGGAAUUGAAAAGCUCUCAAUGCAAGCAAAUAAGUUGAUGCCUCUAGAAGAUAUAACUGGAAAGACGAUGCAACAAAUAGCAUGGGAAGCUGCACCACGUUUGGAGGAACCUGAGAGGUUUCCCACUUCUAUUUCUUAG
Ilex paraguariensis (yerba mate) is the source of this 1380-nucleotide messenger RNA. NCBI's taxonomy places the organism in Eukaryota, Viridiplantae, Streptophyta, Magnoliopsida, Aquifoliales, Aquifoliaceae. The record is from the annotation of a GenBank genome assembly.